Tigriopus californicus is the source of this 9520-nucleotide messenger RNA. Its product is annotated as probable E3 ubiquitin-protein ligase HECTD4. NCBI's taxonomy places the organism in Eukaryota, Metazoa, Arthropoda, Copepoda, Harpacticoida, Harpacticidae. Bases 210 to 9434 code for a protein of 3074 amino acids. The record is from RefSeq and is a predicted model, not a curated record. Gene Ontology annotation, molecular function: ubiquitin-protein transferase activity. The transcript has a single exon.
UUCAUGACGAGCAUACCAAGACCAUCAAAAAUGUCGUUUCUUGUUCCCCACAACAAGCCACCGAGCUAUUAGCCACUCUACCACAGAGUUGGCCCGAGAUCCGAUUCCUCCAAUCGGUAAUAUUCAAAUUGGCUUUUUGCACUGGCCCUGCGAGUAAGUUCGUCAAGCGACGGGUCAUUCAACACAUUCUUCAAGAUGCCUCAUCGCUCAUGAAGGUCACUAGUCGGACUUUGGAAACAAUCAUAAACAAAUUCAAUGGCGAGGGAAUCACGCUUCGUUUGCGGCUUCUUGAAAAGUUGUCCAUGACGUCACUCGUUGGUAGUGUGCUGAGCACAGUGGUUCUAUUGAGUAACCAUGAAGUCCAAUCGGAGCUUGAUUCCGUUAAACACUCAAUUCAAGAUAUGGUCCAACUGAAUUUGGAGUGCAGAAAGAUUGCUUACAAUCUGCAAAACCAACUGGAGGACGAAGAGAAAGACGACGAGGAUGAGAUUGACCAAGAUCAUGGAGCUGGUACUUUUGUUCCUUGUCCUUGGGACGAAGGACGAAUCAUCGAGAGUGUCCACCCGCUUAGAGAGAAUUACAAGGUACGAGAGACCUUCACCAUUCUUGGGAGCAAGCAUCUCUACCUGUUUUUUGACCCCAGAUGCUCGACACAAUAUGAUUACGACAAGGUAGUCAUAUACCAAGGCAAAUCUGUCAACGGGAAGAAGAUUUCAGAAUUCGGCGGAAACACGUUUGGUUUUGGCAGCAAAUCUGUACUGGGAUGUGGCUGGCCCAGCCAAGCUGUAGUCAUUGAAUGCGAUUCGGUGACCGUGGCCUUUGAAAUGCGGAGCAGUCGCGAACAGGGUGUGCCCGACAAGGCCCUCUGGGGUUUCAAAAUCCAUGUGAAAACGCUCAACAUUCCUCCAGGAGUCGGUCCAAUCUCCCAUUUCUCGUCGCUGUCUUUGUCCUUGGAGUACACCACGUUCAACAUGCUACGGGUCCUUUUCCAAGGUCAGCCUAUUACCGCAGAAGAACAAGAGAGCGAAGUACUACUUCGUUCACGGCUUCUCCAACAAUGCACAUGGAAAGCUAAAUCCCCGUUGGGAAGCUCGCCCACAGGUUUUGAUAGCAUCACUGAUGAUGACCUCUUGGAACAAGAUGUUCAUCGAAUCCCGUUGUGCUCAAAGCUCAUGUCGAAGCUUCGAGAUCUGUCUGAAACGCGAUUGCCUCCACUCCGACCGAGUGUUAAAACCAUCUUAAGGCCCGAAUGCCUAGAGGAUGCCAUCGUGUCCUCAGUGAUCAAGCAUUUGGGCUUUCAAGAGUUCAUCAAAUACUUCGACGCCCAUGAGAAAGAUUUGACCCAAGAGUACUACAUUUUCUGUGAUAUCAUUUCAGAAACCUACAUGAAGUAUCACGCACUCGUGCGAAGGUUGCAGGUCUUGGCCGAGUUGGAAAACCAAUGGAACACAGAAGUGGAUGAUGUCCGAGAGAAGAUGACGGAACUGAAUAAGGCCUUCUUCGUUGACUACCAACACCAUGAGUCCAAAUCGAAAGAGUUGGCUCUACUGUGCUUCCUGAAGGGCGUGUCCACCGAAGACGGGUUUCAAAACGUGACCGAGCGGCUGAAAUUGGAACUGCAGAAGGAGGCCUCCAACGGAAUGGCCGAGACUUCAGUACUCGAACUCACAUCCAGAAUAGUGAAGGGCAUCAUGGAAAGAAUUGAGCUUCUCUUGCAAGUGUCCAUCAACAUUGGCCAGGAUGGCGAGGAUAGCAAUGGGGAUCGCCCGACGUUCAUGUCUCGAAGUUUGCAAAAUUGGCCCAAGAAGGGCUCCAGACGGGGAAUCACCAAGCAACAGUCGGUGGAGAUCGAGCGAUCCUUGGAUGAUUCCAUUUUGCAGAUCCCCAAGUUGAAGAAACAAGUCAAAAAGAUCCCCACCGCCAGAUCCGUGAUAGAAAACUUGGCCAAGGGCAAGACCACUCAAGAGGAUGAUCGCACCCCAGAAUCUGUUGUCUUGGAUCAGCUCUUUGCUUUCAUUGGAAGUCACCCUGAGAAAGCCGUCUCAGCCAAAUCCUUUGUCAAGGCUGCUUUAGUUCGAAGGCAACGAAGCCGUUGUCGUAUUCAGGCCUUGGCCCUUAUGAAGGGAAUAUUGAGCUCUAGUUAUGCCAUUGGUGGGACUCAAGAAAUUAUUUCCUUGAGUUCCGCCAUACUUCAACACGGCAUGAAGGUCCAAGAGAUCACUUGCGGAAGCUUGGUCACUCAAACUGAAGAGGCCUUUGCCGACACGCUCUUGACCUUGGUCCAACUCAUUGAAAGUCAACCAGAGCUAUACAAAACUGACAUCGCCAGAUUGACCAUCAUUCCCUAUUCCAGAGACGAGGAGUCCUGUCUCGUCAAGUGUGGCCUUUUAAAGUUGUUGGAUAAGUUAUGCGGCUACCACCAAACCUCCGACGACGAGGUAGACGUGGAAAUGCAAACGGCCCAACACAGGCUCUCGGAAGUGGCUUGGUUGGGCUUCAAGGUUUUAACCCAUCGAUGCAUUGAUUGGGAGGACAAUGAAUCGUCCACUCCUCCCAUCAAUCAGGGAGCUGGUUUGGCCACUCAAAUCUCCAGUUUAUUGACCAACCAUUUGCUAAAGGCCGCCCGUGGAUCGAACAACUUCAUGAACUGCUCCGUGCUCCAAGAGGUUCUCACCCUCUUGUCGUCGUUGGUUAGAUGCCAAAUUGGUCGUGAUAUCCUGAGCAAACCCAAAUGUGUGAGCACACUGCUUGCUUUGAUGUUAGAAACUCGGCUCUCACCCAAGAUGAUUUUGUCGAUAACGCGAUUGUGUCACAUUGCCUUGCCCCUGAUGUCUUCAACCGACUGUGAUCAAGUUCAUGUCCCAGACUGGUUUUUGGGGAACAUUAAAGUUGUGUGGCCUUCAGACUCAACCGCUCGGGACAAGAUUGUGGACCUGCUCUUGACCAAGAUGGGCGAUUUCAUUGUUCCAGGCGUGACGGCCUCAUUGCCUCAUCAUGCUACAUUUUCAAAGCGUUCCACUCGUUUAACCACCAAAUCCGAAUCCAAAGACCAACCAAAGUUGGAACCCAAUCCCAAUGUUGAGUUGGCGCGUGAGUGCAACAAUUUGUCACUGAUCAUUCACAAGCGUGAGGAUGAAAGCGCUCAAGACAUUGUGCAAAAGUUGUUAAACUCGAAUCACGAACUUCGCCUCUUCAGACCAGUGGGGAAUGAACCCAUGGAGAGGGUGGUCGUCAUUGACCAACUGCUCACAAGGAGCCAGAGAGCCGAGAUUUUGACCGAAGACGCCACGUUGGUGCUCCGAAAGGCAACCAAAAUGGCCCAACAUGGAUUCACCGUCUCCAUUGAGCCUCCAGAUAAAGUUGAUCAGAAUCCCGAGCAAAGAUUGCUACAUAUGGAGGAAACUUGCCGGGACAAGAAUCGAGUUCUCCUCAAGACAAGCCCUCAACGUCCAUUUGUCAGUUCUCAAGUGGCCAACACUUUAGCGACGGAAAUAGUGUCGCUGAUCAACAGUCUGUUGCUCUUCAAGAAAGCAGAUCUCUGGUCUGACACAAUCUUGAGUGGAUUGAAGAGGUCGGUCGAAAGAUUCAGUGACUUUUUAAACCAAGAGGCUCUUCUCUUCACGGCCGACCAAAACAAGCUCUUGGAGAUAUUUUCGCUCGGAAGGACAAUCUUGGCGAGUCUAUCAAUUUUGGGGAGCUUUCAAGAAACCCUGAAGGAAGGCAUGGACAUCACAGUGGUGUCCGAGCACGGAAUUCAUAGUCCAGGCGUUGUCCAAAGUGUGAACUGGGAGCAUUGCACUGCUAUGGUCCUCCUUAACGUGGAACAACCCAGCUUUCAAAUCCCGUUAAGCUCCGUUCAAAGUCAGCAACAAGUCCUAGUGGAGACAUUCCGUCCUUUAUUUCCGCUGAUCAUCAAAAUGAGUCAACUCCUCUUGGUUCCCAACUCCCUCGGCCAUGAUCACUUAAGCACGCCGCUGCCGGGCUCAGGUGAUGACCAUGAACUUCGCUUGAUGACCGCUCGUCUGGUCUCCGAGAUUCGUGUGUCAACUUGCGCCGUUUUGGCUCAAUACACUCGUGACGAGGAGUUCUCGAGCCGAUUCAUGCAAGAGUCCUGUCAUGCCGUGGAUAUGCUGAAGUGCUUAGCAAAGGAGGUAGGGGCGGUGGAUCAUAUUGAAAAAGUCCAAAUCAAUUGCUCCCGUUUGAGAGGCAUCUAUCGCGAUUGCGUCAAGCCUCCGCUUUUGGAAAGCAAACCAUUUGGUAAACCAGGGCUCACCAAUCAUUGGAAUGUGAACUUGGCGUUUCCGCCUCUGAAAUCAUUGCUCUUUACCUACGGACUCACUGGGAUUACCUAUCACGCGGAUCCAGGUUUAUCCAGUGGAUUGCCGCGCGGGAACUUUGUGUAUGCCCAAUAUCCACUGAACCGGAUAAAUGCUUAUUUUGAAGUCAAUAUCAUAUCCUUGGGCGAACAUCAUGAAGAGACAACCUCGCCAAUGCUUUCAAUCGGAUUGGCUCCCAAAGCAGAGAAGAAGGAUGGGGGCUGGAGUAAUCCCAAUGGGACAGUAUUGCUUCACAAUAACGGGAGAUUGGUACACUACAAUGGUUCCAGUCUCCUCCAAUGGCGAUCCCUUCGAUUUGAGCUUCAAAUGAGCCCUGGCGACAUCAUUGGCCUUGGCUGGGAGCCAUCUCAUCUUGAUCCAAAUUCGACACACACACAAAAUUGGGGCAAGCUUUACUUCACACAAAACGGGACCCGGUUAUCUCAAGAGCUGGAGGGUGUCCCUCUGGGUCUGUUCCCAGUCCUUCAUUUACAAAAGAAGGAUACCAGAGUCAGAGCUAACUUUGGCCAAAUUGAAUUUAUCCAUCAUCGCCUAAUAAUUGAGGAUGACCAAGAGUCGCCACAGCCAUCCAUGACCGAGACUGAUGAGAGUGAUGACGCCAUGCCUUUUAGGAGAUGCUCAGCUGACGAGGACACCGUGAUUUUGGCCGGUGACCACCGAUCCAAUCCGUAUUCAUCUCGCCCCGCCCCGAAAAUUAAGAUCUUAUCGAACAUGGUCCCUGAAUCUGUGCUGUCCCAUCGGUUGGCUCGACAUGGCAAUCCACAAGCACGGACUGGUCCUUUUCAACCGGAUUUCAUCAAUCUGGAUGAAGACAGUGAUUUUGAAGACCUGUACGAAGAGGAUGCAGCAGGGGUUGACUCGGAUGGUGGGGAACUCGAAUCUCGACCCGAGACGGCCAAUAGCCUUUUGGUGAAAGCCUGGGAGACCCGAGUGUUUCCAGUGAUUCGCAGACGCUUCCGCAAUGAAGCUGAGAGAAGAGACGGCUUGGAACAAAUCAAAGGAGCAUUGUCCUUGGGAAUGACGGACAUUGCCAGGCAAACGGUGGAGUUCUUGUACGAGGAAAACGGCGGGAUUCCAGCCGACGUCCACUUGCCUACCAUAGAGGACAUGAAGGAGGAAUUGCUGAAGCUUAGCAUUGAUCAAAUCAAACGAGGCGAUUCCGUGUCCAUCAGAACCUUGACCGAUCAGUCAUCGCAUCACAAUUUCUAUUCCACGUCACAACUGAAGACGUUUGGGCUCUUGGGCGAAGUGCUUGAUAUUGAUAAGCAAGAGGAGCUCGUUUUGGUGGAAACCUACCUCAAAUCUGAAGGCAUUCUGGUCUCAUUUUGGUACCCUUUGCCCUAUUUGUCGAAGCCCAACAAAGAUCAAAAGGCCGAGGGCUCCACUUUUUCAUCCAGCAUCAACGUGAGCAUUGCCAAAAGCUCGUUGAUCCACCGAGAGCUUUUGAGCCAAGAGUUUGUUCUUUCUCGCUUGUGGUGUCGCUCAGCCUAUUUGAACCUACAUAGACAUGCCCAGGAAUCUGAUCUGGGAGAGUUUGCUCCGGACUAUCCAAACUCGUCCAAGCUCUCCAUGUUGACUUCCAGCACCAUGCUUCUCCAAGACGUUGAUCUAGAAAACCUGCAAAUCAUGAGCAAUCACGAUUCUGCCAAUGAGCCAUGCACCAAUAACAUUCUGGAAGCCAACCUAAUGGUUCGAAGCGGGAGAGAAAUCCUUUCUCAUCAAGUAGGAAGCAGGCGAGGAAUUUUCUUAUCGUCAGAAAAGCCAUUGGGGAGUGAGAUUUGUCGAAUCUUGAACAAAAUUCAGCUAAACCAAGACCAAAGUAUGGAGCAUUUGCUCGAGGUCGUGAAUUUAGUAUGUCAGUGCUUAUUUCACGGUUCGGACUAUUUCGUCUCAGAGGAAAUCGUCAUUAAUGAUAUCUCGACCCUGAAAUCUCUGAUCCAUUUCCGCGACACUGCCUUCGUCAUGGUGAAUGUGAAAUUGCCAUCCUCCAUGGGAAGGGAUCAUCACCCCGACGAUUUACAGAUUCAGAUCCAAACCAUGAACGGUAGUGUGAUCCGCCCCAAUGGAACGAAUUCGGCUAAAAACGUGCUUCAAUAUCCUGUUCCCGUCAAUGGGGGAGACGACUCGCAUGAGCGUGCAUUUCCCGAGGUCAUCUUGCCGACCAAUUUGGUUCGCAUUUCUCAAGGUGGAGGAGCCGAGAGUGGGACCAUUUUACACCUGUUCGGCAUUCCUCUCCAAUUUCCUUUGGUGUUGCGAUUCAUCCACGAGAUGACACAACUAAGCGUGGAACAACUCGGCUCACAACCAUUCGAAGAAAUUGUGCUCGGAUUAUGUCAGACUCUUCUACAGCUGGAUGCCCCACCCACAUUCAGGAUGAUAAUAAUGGACCAAUUGGCUCAAAUCCUUCAAAUCUUGCCUGAUGAGGUCCCCCUUUCAACAACCAAAUUGCGACAGAUCAAUUUGCACUUGGGUCAAGAGCUCGCGUUGUUGGAAGAACAGGACAGGAAAGGAGGGGCCGUUCGAAAUUCGAUCUACUUCCAAACGUCAUUCGAGCUCUUACUUACCGUAUUCACCAAGUUCAGGGACGCGUCGCACGGACACUCAAAAAUUGACUCCAGAUUGGAAAAGGCCUACCAAUGCCUUCAUGGAUCGAAGUCAGGCGUAGUUUCUUACUCUCCGAAAAGCUCGACACCAAAUCGGCCAUUGCCACCGGCCUGGAUAUUUCUCAGCCCGCUUCCCACCCGUUUAGAAGUGGAGGUGAUGAAAUCGACGAUACACCGGGCUUUGACCCGACUCGGCGGAUUGCGGUCGUCUGGAUUCCAUUGGAGUGAACGGGAUUCCAUGCGAACCAUCAUCUUGGAACUGCGAUUUCACGCUAACAUCAACCAAGCUGUGAAUACUUUGCAAGCAAUUCCAUGGAUUUGCCAAACCUUUCAAGUGAACGACAGGACUGUCACACCCGAGGUUAGCACCUUGAACAGCAAUUAUGAGUGUGCCAGUCAAAGCCUUCAAGUCCAAAGGAUUGUGGACACGUUUUUGAAAGAGAAAGUCCUCGACUCCAAUCGGUUUACGAGCACGAUUCACGAGGUGUUCCAAUCGACUUUGGGCCUUUUCGUCAAAGGUAAUACGAAUGAAGGUGGGACAUCCUCAUUAACCAGCCAGCAGAUCAUGCAAGCUCAUCCUGAGAACAAGGUUCGCGAAGUGAUUGUGACUUUGCUCACGGACUCUGACUUGAAUUCGGUUCUUGGUAAGUUUGGAAGCAAAGCCCAAGAUCGAGACGAAGAAAGCCUCAAAGAAACAGCCAUGACAAGAAUAGCACCUUCAGAGACGGAAUCAACAGAUGAGUUGUUCACCCUGACUGAGAAACAAUUUACCUCGUUCGUCAUUGCGAGCGCGGCGGGCAAGAUCCAGGCCUUUGUGGUGGCCUUGGCCAACUGCGGAUAUGACCACAAUCUGGAACAAAUGUUCUCUCAGGAGCUUCAUCAAAGCGACUCGCAGUGGACUCCAGAGAGUGACAAUCAAUUGGUACACUGGAUGGAAGACACUGCUCAAGAUCUUGACCUCAACCCGUCCCAAAUUCACCCUCAAGAAGUCCACUUGUCACCUGAGGAUCACUUGAAAUCAGAGUUCUCUCUUCUACAUACGCAAUCUGAUCAAGAGCUCGGCAAGCACGCAGCCUUGAUUUUGGCUUGGAACGAGGCUGUAUUCAGGGAUUUGAUUCCCAACAUUCCAUUGUCGUGUGAUCACUCCAAUCGUCAGAGUACAGCAGCCUUCUUGACCCGACACAAAUCCAAGUUGUUCUUCUCCCACAAAGAGACCUAUCUCAAUCAAAUUCUCAAUGCCUCUUGUCAACGUGGAAGGGACCAAGUGGCCCCUGAAGUCUCUCUAAACCCAAUCACGAGUAUUGGAUCCACCAACGAGAGUUUAAGUGCCACUUGGUUCUUUCAAACUUGGCAACAACUCAGGGACGUCUCCUCGUCCCAAUUUUGCGUGGCCAUGCCUCAGGGCAGCGAUCCCGAGUUCCCGUUUAAGGUGAAAUUCCUGGGAGAGGAGGUCCAUGGAUCAAGUGGAUCGUUCCGACAAUUCUUUACCCACGUGGCCGAGGAAAUUCAUGGAGCUGUGUUGUGCCUUACCCUACCUUAUCUAGGAUCGGGUCCUUUUAAAGGGCGCUAUCAAUUGCGGUGUUGCCCUCUGACUUGGAUGAACGAGAAACUGCUUCAAUUUUGGGGUCAACUCAUGGGGAUCGCAUUGCGGGCAGGCAUUCCUUUCGUUCUGGACAUGGUUCCCUCGUUCUGGAAAGCGCUUCUUCACGAGCAUAUUGCCGAGAGUGACCUACGGUUAAUGGAUCCUAAUCUGUUCCACUACAUGGCAGACAUCCAGGAUUGCCAAGAUCCGUCCAAUUUCGACACAUUACUCGAGGAGCAUCAAUUCCCCCGGUUCACAUUUCAGUCCAACUGCGGCUUGGAAUUGCCUCUGUGCCCAAAUGGGGGAAACAAAUACUUGAGCUUCAAAAAUCGGGCCGAAUAUUGCGAUCUACUCUUGCAAUUCAAGCUGUCAGAACUGGCUGCCAGUGGUCACAUCUGCCAAAUUAGAGCCGGUCUCUCGACCGUGGUCCCGAUCGAGAUUCUCCAUUGCUUGUAUACGCCCAACGAGCUCGAGCUCCGGGUUUGUGGUUCACCGAAAGUGAGCGUCAAAUUGCUCCAAAGCCACACCAUCUACCAAGCCGGGCUCACGGUGGACGAGGAACACAUCCAGUUCUUUUGGAACGCCCUCGAGUCCUUUACGGACCGUCAACUGACAAGGUUUAUCAAGUUUGCUUGUAACCAGGAGAGAUUACCUCUGGCCAAUGUCAAGACCAUCACCAACAAAUUCAGCUCGGAGAAAGGUAAAGAUGAAGACGGCUCCACGCUGCAUAUACCACCCUUCCCGAUGAUGAUUGCACCCUCAGACAAGGGGGACGUGCAAGUGGAGCAACAAAAUAUUCGGGUAGAAACGUGCAUGUUUAUGCUGAAGUUACCCCGUUACCCUUCCUUCGACAUGAUGCGAGACAAAUUGUUGUUCGCCAUUCAUGCUGCGUUUGAUCCCCUGAGCGGCUAAAGUAUACUUUAAGCAGCGCUGUAAUAUCGAAAAUAUAUGUAACACUUCGUUAGUAUCGUGAAAUAAAGGUUAGAUCUUUGCCACAA